Messenger RNA from Lepisosteus oculatus (spotted gar), 2048 nucleotides. RefSeq names its product motilin receptor (gene mlnr). Lineage: Eukaryota; Metazoa; Chordata; Actinopteri; Semionotiformes; Lepisosteidae. The record is from RefSeq and is a predicted model, not a curated record. Gene Ontology annotation, biological process: G protein-coupled receptor signaling pathway. Gene Ontology annotation, molecular function: G protein-coupled peptide receptor activity. Gene Ontology annotation, cellular component: plasma membrane.
CUGUAAAUCUUCACUUCCAACGUCAGAAGAGAGAGGCUUGGUAUCCUUUACAAAGUCCUUGCAGCCUGCAGAAUGAGUGUUCAGCUGCAGAACCGCUCCCCCUCUCCCCUCCCUUCUCUAGCCCUCUCAGUAUUUGAUAAAGGAUCAGAGACAAUGAUGGACUCAGUACAGAGCAGUGCAGCCAGGCUACAGAGCUUCUUGGCUUCAGAAGAGGUUUAACUGCAACAACAACUUUUAACGCCCCAGCGUCUGGACAUGUGGAUCAAGCUCUUUCUUUGAGAUGAUGAGGACCUGUCUUGGAAGUGUUUCUCCACCACUCAAACUGUUUUUUUCUUCCCACCUUGGAGUCUUUCAUCUGGAAAAUCACAACAGCAGCAAUAAGUAAUAAGUAAUAAGAGUUUGGGAAAGUGAGCCAGAAAGGAAGGUGGAAAUCUUGGAAGCCUGUAAACACAUUUCGUAUAGGUCAAACAAUGGCUUUGGAAGUCCAGCCUUUCUUUGUAGAGACUGACACCAGAGCUGUAACAGUAACAUCCAGCUGAGACUUGACAGUGUGCACUGGAAGAAUACACUCAUGUAGUUCCCCCAAAUAGUUUUUUGACAUGUGAGAACGCAAAACCAAGGAGUUUUCUGGACAGACUUCAGACUAUGGAAAACUACCAUGACUCUGGCUCUUUGUUCCCUGUCUCCACUCUCAUCCCUGUGACCAUCAUCUUCAUCUUCCUCUUCUUGGUUGGUGUCACAGGAAACACCAUGACCAUCUUGAUCAUCCAGAGAUACAAGGACAUGAAGACCACCACCAACCUAUACCUCUCCAGCAUGGCUGUGUCAGACCUUGCUAUCUUCCUCAGCCUUCCCUUUGAUGUCUACCGCCUGUGGAAGUACAUCCCCUGGGUCUUUGGGGAGGUUGUGUGCCGCAUGUCCCACUACAUCAAUGAGGGGUGCACCUACGCCACCAUUCUGCACAUCACUGCGCUCAGCAUCGAGAGAUACCUGGCCAUCUGUUUCCCUCUCAAAGCCAAGGUGGUGGUGACCAAGAGGCGGGUGAAGUACAUCAUCCUGUUCCUUUGGACCUUCGCUCUGCUCUCUGCAACUCCUGUUCUCUUCAUGUAUGGGGUGGAGUAUGAGAACAGCACCAGCCCUGACUACAACACCCAGCAGUGCACGUACACCAGUUAUGCCGUCAGCUCAGGGCUCCUGUACACCAUGAUCUGGCUCUCUACUAUCUAUUUCUUCUUCCCCAUGCUCUGCCUCACCUUCCUCUAUGGCUCUAUCGGCAGGAAGCUGUGGAAAAGCAGAAAUGACAUCCAAGGACCAAAUGCCACCAACAGAGAACGGACUCACCGUCAAACGCUCAAGAUUCUGGCUGUUGUGGUCCUGGCUUUUGCAAUUUGCUGGCUCCCUUUCCACAUUGGGAGGAACCUCUUUACACAUGUGGAUGAUUACUACUCAGCCAAGCUCAGCCAGAACUUUAACAUGGUCUCCAUGGUGCUGUUCUAUCUCAGCGCCUCCAUCAACCCUAUCCUCUACAACUUGAUGUCCAAGAAGUACAGGACUGCGGCCCACCGACUUCUGCGCCGUCGCCAGUCCAGUCAGAGGGCCUUCUCCACCAGGGAGGACACUGCUGCCUGCACUGAAACCUUCACUGGAGUUUAGACCACCAGCAUGGUGGAGCCAACAGUAAGAUGAAUGGCUUGCAGCAGGGAUAAGGCAGGGGUACUUGCUAGAAAGACUUGUGCUGCUUACACACCCUACCCAGCUGAACAUAGUCAAUAUGCUAUUUGAGGUGUCUUCUUGUCAGAAAUGAAAAUUAUUAUGAGUUUUGUCAAAAUUAACUAUGGGCAUUUUUACCUCACAAUAAAUGUUUUAGUAGGAAUGAGAAAAAAUGCUAUUAAAGACCUUCUUCUCAGGAAUGUUAGUCAAAUAUUAGAUUGUAAAGGAAGACAUACUGUAUUUUGUUUUGCAUAUGUGUAAUAUUCUGUAGUCUGUUACUAGUCAAACAUAACAAUGUUAAGCAAAUUCAGAAAUGAGAUGUACACAAUUAAAAUAAU